AUGUGUGAGACGCCCAAGGACGCGAAUCCGAAGGUGCCACCAGACAGCGACUUCGAGCUCAGCGCGGUCGCGGUCCCCAUCCACUCAUCCCCGAGCUCAGCGCGCCCCCCAUCUGGCCAUCCCAGAGCUCAGUGUGGUCCCCAUCCGGUGGUGUGGCGUCCCCCAUCCGGUCAUCCCAGAUCACAGCCCAAGCCACAAAAACCAGCUGCUACCGAUGAUACAAGCAAGGAACCUAUUGAGAAAUCCUCUGUCCCACCGCCCAAGAAAAGGAUCGAUAUCAAUGAACCGAGGAUAUGUAAAAAUAAAGGAUGUGGUAAAUCCUAUAAGGAGAAGGAUAACCAUGAUUCUGCAUGUGACUACCAUCCAGGUCCUGCCGUUUUCCAUGACAGGAUGAGAGGGUGGAAAUGCUGUGAUGUUCAUGUCAAGGAGUUUGAUGAGUUUAUGGAGAUACCUCCGUGCACAAAGGGUUGGCAUAAUGCUGAUGCGGUGUGA
This is a messenger RNA of Miscanthus lutarioriparius, 492 nucleotides long. Lineage: Eukaryota; Viridiplantae; Streptophyta; Magnoliopsida; Poales; Poaceae. The record is from the annotation of a GenBank genome assembly.